This is a messenger RNA of Diorhabda sublineata, 1249 nucleotides long. RefSeq names its product serine-threonine kinase receptor-associated protein (gene wmd). Bases 130 to 1110 code for a protein of 326 amino acids. Gene Ontology annotation, cellular component: SMN complex. Gene Ontology annotation, biological process: spliceosomal snRNP assembly. The transcript has 5 exons. NCBI's taxonomy places the organism in Eukaryota, Metazoa, Arthropoda, Insecta, Coleoptera, Chrysomelidae. The record is from RefSeq and is a predicted model, not a curated record. Gene Ontology annotation, molecular function: protein binding; RNA binding.
AACACAUGUCAAUUUGGAUUAUAACUAGAAAGUCGAAAUUUCAAUCAUUUCAGUAUCGAUUGACGUUACCAGAUGGAUAGUUUGUUUUUAUAAGUUACUUCAAUAUUAUUUCAAUUUUUUUUUGACAACAUGGCAAAUUUAAGACAAACACCUUUAACUUGUAGCGGACAUACAAGGCCUGUUGUUCAUUUAGAUUUUAGUGAAGUUACAGAUAGUGGUUAUUAUUUAAUUUCGGCUUGUAAAGAUGGGAAACCAAUGUUGCGUCAAGGUGAUACUGGAGAUUGGAUUGGUACUUUUGAGGGUCACAAAGGUGCUGUUUGGGGUGUAGCUUUAAAUAGCGAAGCUACUAGGGCUGCUAGUGGCGCCGCAGAUUUUACAGGGAAAGUUUGGGACGCUGUUACGGGAGAAGAAUUACAUUCUUUUCAACAUAAUCACAUUGUAAAGAGCGUGGAUUUUUCAAAAAAUUCGAAUUUGAUGGUUACUGGAAGUAAUGAGAAGUUGGUGCGCAUUUUCGAUCUCAAUAAACCAGAAGCUAGUCCAGAAAUUUUUAGUGGUCAUACUGCAGGUGUAAGACACGUGUUGUUCUUUAGGAAUGACACUCAUUUGGUUUCUUGCGCCGACGACAAAAGUUUGAGGGUAUGGGAUAGAUCUACGGGAAAAGAAGUCCAAAAGGUGGAUUUCGCCGCUAAUCCAAACAGUUUAGAAGUGUCGAAAGAUGGAAGUGUGCUGACAGUUACUUAUUCUAACCACGUUAUUUUCUUAGAUUCGGAAACGUUGUCGAAAAUCAGGGAAUUUUCUAUUCCUUCCACUGUCAAUUCGGCGUCAUUGCAUCCGGACAAAAGUAUUUUUGUCGCCGGAGGAGACGAUUUGAAAGUGUAUAAAUUUGAUUACACCACCGGAACUGAAAUUGAGUCCUUUAAAGGUCAUUUCGGACCAGUACAUUGUGUGAAAUUUUCGCCGGACGGUGAAUUGUACGCAUCCGGAUCGGAGGAUGGUACAUUGAGACUGUGGCAAACCACUGUCGGUAAAACGUACGGUUUGUGGAAAUGUGUCGAGGGUCAAAUCAACGCCGAUCCUCUGUCGCCGCCUAAAGAAGUCCAAGCGAAUUGAAUUCCAUUUUUUUUCUUCUAUCGAAAUUCGCUCCGAAAUAUAUAUAUAUGAAAAAAAAAUGUUUUUUUCGUUGUAUACACUUGAAAAAAUGUUUCCCGGACAAGUAAUAUUUCAAUAAAUUAUUUUUAUUUAUUCGGAA